AUGCUUGUGUCCUCGGUCAUCAUCCUUGUUUCUGCGAUCCUUCCUUUCACCUUUGGCGGCACCCAUAGUCAUAACCAACGUGGACGCCAUCAAGAAUUAGUCCAGCGUGCGCGAGGCGACGUGGGCAUCCACAAACGCUCUUUCGACAACGCACGUUUCACCUUUUAUGAUGUUGGCUUGGGUGCUUGUGGGCAGCACAGCUCUCCCGACGAUUUCGUCGCCGCCCUCAACACCGCUCAAUAUGGGGAAGGUUAUCCGGGUCCGCAAUGCUUCAAGACCAUUACCAUUUUGUAUGGGGGCAAAACCGCCCAGGCCACCAUUAUCGACAAAUGUAUGGGGUGCCCGUACGGCGGGCUUGACUUCUCUACGAGUCUUUUCGAUCAUUUCGCUCCUGAAAGUGGUGGCGUUCUUUACGGAUCAUGGUGGUUCAAUGAUGGCGUUAGCGGACGGGCACUAUCCACGAGCUCCAUAUGGACGCCUACGCCGUCGGGCUAUGCUGCUGACACAAACACCACUACCUCCACCCUAUCUACAUCCGAAACCAGCAUUACAUCUACAAGCGAAACCCCUACUACUUCUCUGACCGACACUAGUACCACAUCUACAAGCGAAACCCCUACCACCUCCCUGACUGACACUAGUACCACGUCCACAACCGAAACCCCGACCACUUCUCUGACCGACACUAGUACCACAUCUACGUAUUCUUCCUCGACGACUUCACUUCACGGUUGA
Suillus bovinus is the source of this 735-nucleotide messenger RNA. RefSeq lists its product as uncharacterized. The record is from RefSeq and is a predicted model, not a curated record. The transcript is spliced from 5 exons. Bases 1 to 735 code for a protein of 244 amino acids. Lineage: Eukaryota; Fungi; Basidiomycota; Agaricomycetes; Boletales; Suillaceae.